This is a messenger RNA of Atta colombica, 2055 nucleotides long. RefSeq lists its product as uncharacterized. The annotation marks the transcript as partial. NCBI's taxonomy places the organism in Eukaryota, Metazoa, Arthropoda, Insecta, Hymenoptera, Formicidae. The record is from RefSeq and is a predicted model, not a curated record. The transcript has 2 exons.
GUUACCAAAUUGUUUGGUGUAAAUUAUGAUACACCGACCUCUGGCGAACCUAUCCAUGCAUCCAUAAGCCAGCUAAGCCAGCCGGGUUCGUAUAUGCUAGCACCCAGUUACAGCGAGGCGUUAUUAAUGGAACCAGCAACACCUCGCAAUGAAUCCGAACAAAGACGAGAAAAUUGGGAAAGUCGAGAAGAGAUGAAUGUUGCAACUGACAUAGUACCCAGCUACUCUGAAGCACUUCUUUACGAACGUGCCGAACAAUACGAUGAUCAAAAUGCAGUCAUGAAUAAUGUCCCUUCUAUAUGCACGAGUAACACGACGACAUGCAACGUGGAUGAUCCGAUGCGAAUACUUCCGCUGAUGCCAUGCGAAUGUCAUUGUCCUUGUCCGUGUCAUGGGAAUGCGAACGAAUAUGAGACGAGGAUGGACGAGCGCAGCUACAUCGAGAUCGCGACCAGCAGAGAGCAUUUGCCAACAAGUACCGACAUUGGCGAUACUUUCGAAAAUGAACUAGCGACGCUACGGACGACGGCCGACGGUCGAUUGCAUCCUCCUGCAAACCCAAUAGCUUCUAUGGAUAAUCUUCAAAUUGAAGCAUCUCCGAGCAGAUGCAGCAGUUGCGGCAGAAUUUCCACCAGCACGCAAACGAUCAAUGCUGACACCCUUCCCCACAUUGUCGCUAGGAAAAAGUCUAAUGAAAGCUCUCAGACUACAUCGGCCGAUUUCAUUUCCAACAUGACAUCUGAAAGAGAGCGUCGGACUAUACUCCGCGACAUCUCUGAACCUAACUUGAGAUUGCGGUCGGAACUGGUGAAUACGUUCCCGAAGGAGAAUGUCAGGAGCCUAAAGAACAUAUUGGAAAAUGAAGAAAAUCUAUCAGGAGCUAGCAAAACUGGCUUUGUCAACGUAGAGAUGAGUCUUCGGCAUGAAAGGCAAUAUCCUGAACGUCAGAGGAGAUUCCCAGUUUCGCCCUCUCUGACGCAUCACCGUUCCCUUUCCCUCGACGAGACUGUUUCUCCGAAAAAUAUGAGCACUAUUUCAAAAACCGAGCCGCGUAGCAGGAUCAUGGUGAAUCCUAUAUUAAAUGAAGCUUGCUGGAAAUUACCCAACUCGAAGACGUACUAUUGCUUAAAGUCGAUUUUGAAGCAAAACAGGCGCAGAUAUACACUAGUGACCGCGGAUGAAUUCCAAAAUCUCACUGAACAGGAUGCUAAUCGUGGUCUUGGAUAUCUCAACAGUUCCGGCAGAGGCGAGAAGAGUAAUAAUGAUGUUCAAAUCGAUAAAUUGAUCGAUUCACGCUCGAGGGAAAGAUUAAAUCUCAGAAGGAGAAUGCCAUCCUUCGAGGAAUUUAGAUCGGAAAGAGACAAAAUGUAUAACAAUGAUCAAAAACGGGAAAGCACUAGAACGCUCAUUUUUGCCAGUCCGAUACAAGAAGUCUUCCCUGGCGAUCCUUUCGGCGGCAAAGAUAUCGUACCAGUAAGAAAUUUGAGAGAAUGUAGCGCCAGAGAGGGUGAUUCCACCAACGAUUCGGCAAUGCUUAUUCGCCCUUUAUCAAGUCGAUCUCCAGCUGUUCGAGAUGCAAGAUGCCUUCCGACCGAUUAUCCAACUAGGAAUCCAUUGCGGCCCGACAGUAUCACGUAUCCAUUACCACAUGUAAUGCAUUCUUCGUGGAAUAACUGGCAUGAAAAAAAACUCCAGUAUCUUUUACACAAUAGAUAUUCAUUCGAGGCAAUGGGCACUUCCGCUAGAGCAGAAGAGACAUCGCGAGGGUAUCGAAACGACAUCUCAUUUCGUUCUUAUGAUGGGUUGCACUCUGAACGAAUGAAUAGAUGGUCGACAAGCUCGAAUGAAUAUGAUGAUAGAUCUCGCGAAGGUCAUUCAAAGUAUUUAUCCAACAGAAGACGUCAGGUAGCUGGUUUAACCAGAUCACUCACCGAGAGGCGGCCGAAGGUCGCUCGUCUCAAUAGGAACUUUCGAAGAAGCUUCACAGGUAGAAUGGAAGAUUAUAGAAUGGAGAACGCCAAACGAACAAAUUUCAGCAUCGAAACAUCACUGUAA